AUGAUGAAUGCCACAGACCACCAAGGGUUGAUCUCUGUGGGCUAUACCAGGAACCUCAGCACUGCUGGGACUCUGGGAACCCUCAACAAAGACUCCUCAACGGGAUGUUACGAGCAGCUCCUCAUCUCUACCGAGGUCUUCCUCACACUAGGGAUUGUCAGUUUAUUAGAGAACAUCCUUGUGAUUGCCGCCAUCAUCAAGAAUAAGAACCUCCACUCUCCCAUGUACUUAUUCAUCUGUUCUUUGGCUGUGGCCGACAUGCUGGUCAGCGUCUCCAACGCCUCCGAGACCAUCGUCAUUGCCCUGAUCAACGGCGGCAACCUGACCAUCUCCGGGUCGCUCAUAAAGAGCAUGGACAACGUGUUCGACUCCAUGAUAUGUAGCUCACUGCUGGCGUCAAUCUGUAGUCUCUUGGCCAUCGCCAUAGACCGCUACAUCACCAUAUUCUACGCGCUGCGCUACCAUAACAUUGUGACGGUAAAAAGAGCGCUGGCGGUAAUCGCGUGCAUCUGGUCGUGUUGUGUGGCGUCGGGCGUGCUCUUCAUUAUCUACUCUGAGAGCACCACGGUCCUCAUCUGCCUCAUCACCAUGUUCUUCACCAUGCUGGCGCUCAUGGCCUCGCUCUACGUCCACAUGUUCAUGCUGGCCCGCCUGCACAUAAAGAGGAUCGCCGUGCUGCCCGGGAAUGUGCCCAUCCACCAGCGUGCCAACAUGAAGGGCGCCAUCACCCUCACCAUCCUCCUGGGUGUGUUCAUAGUGUGCUGGGCUCCCUUUUUCCUCCACCUCAUCCUCAUGAUCUCCUGCCCCAGGAACCCCUACUGCGCCUGCUUCAUGUCGCACUUCAACAUGUACCUCAUCCUCAUCAUGUGUAACUCUGUCAUCGACCCACUGAUCUACGCCUUCAGGAGCCAGGAGAUGAGGAAGACCUUCAAGGAGAUCUUCUGCUGGUACAGCCUGCCAAACCUGUGUGUGUGCGAGCUGCCCGGGAAAUAUUGA
Messenger RNA from Coregonus clupeaformis (lake whitefish), 996 nucleotides. Its product is annotated as melanocortin receptor 4-like. NCBI's taxonomy places the organism in Eukaryota, Metazoa, Chordata, Actinopteri, Salmoniformes, Salmonidae. Gene Ontology annotation, biological process: G protein-coupled receptor signaling pathway. The record is from RefSeq and is a predicted model, not a curated record. Gene Ontology annotation, cellular component: membrane. Gene Ontology annotation, molecular function: melanocyte-stimulating hormone receptor activity. The transcript has a single exon. The coding region runs from base 1 to 996 and encodes 331 amino acids.